Messenger RNA from Acaulospora colombiana, 1311 nucleotides. NCBI's taxonomy places the organism in Eukaryota, Fungi, Glomeromycota, Glomeromycetes, Diversisporales, Acaulosporaceae. The record is from the annotation of a GenBank genome assembly.
AUGCCAACUCAAUUCUCUUCAAAACUUUUGCAAGACUAUUCUCAACUGCUUGACAACGCGGAUGAUUAUAAUGUUAGUAUUCAAGUUGGUGAAGGUUCGAACGUAAAAGAAUUUCGAGCCCAUUCAAACAUUUUGAGGGCGAGAUAUAUUUACGCGGGAAUUCUUGAUUUAGAAAAACAAUCAGGUUCCGACAUUCUAGGACUUUUGAUAGCAUCAGAUGAACUACUUCUUGAUGAACUGAUCUCUUACUGUCAGAAUCAUCUUAUCGAAGAAAAAGCCAAUUGGUUGAGGCUUAACAUCGUUCAAGUCUUGCAAACAGUUAUUAAGCACGAUAGGUGUAAAAAGCUUCAAGAUCAUUGCCUAGAAUAUAUCUGUCAAGACCCACAGUCAUUCUUUUCCUCGAGAAAUUUUCAAUCUCUGGAUAGAGAUAUUCUUUACGGAUUACUAUCACGAGAUGAUCUACAAUUCGAGGAGAUAGAAAUCUGGGAGCAUCUACUCAAAUGGGGAAUUGCCCAAAUCUCAGUUAAUGAUAAAGUAUUUACCGAUGUUACGAAGUGGUCAGAUAAGAAUUUCGAUGCAUUAAGAAAAUUCGUAGAACCUUUCAUACCUCUAAUUCGUUUUUUUGAGAUAACUUCCAAGGAUUUUUAUUAUAAGGUUAGACCAUACAAAAAAAUCAUUCCACGGAAUAUCUACGAGGAUGUCAUGUCAUACCAUCUGGCAAGCACAGAACCAAAGACUCCAAAUUUGACUCCAAGAAUGGGACGAUGGAAAAUUGAUUCAAACAUUAUUAAAUCCAAGCAUGCCGCAAUUCUGGCAAAUUGGAUUAACCGAAGUGAUAGCAAGUUUGGAAUCAAAAAAAAAAUUCCUUAUGAAUUUACGCUUCUUUAUCGUGGUACUCUUCAUGGAUUCAAGGAUGAAGUGUUUCGUGGUUAUGUUAACAAUCAGGGCUCUGCCAUCGUGGUAAUUAAAGUCAGGGGAUCUGGACAAAUUAUCGGAGGAUAUAAUCCAUGUGGAUGGAUUUACAGAUGCAUUCCCAAUUGGACAAGUACAUUUGAUAGUUUCAUUUUUACCUUUGGAAAUGGAAAGACGAAUGCAAACAUCAAGGUUAGCCAUGUAAACAACCCCGAUUAUGCCGUCUACGAUAAUGCGAACAAUGGUGCACAAUUCGGACAAAGUGAUUUGGUUAUAAAGAAUGCAAUGGGUACGUGUAACCUUCAUUCGUAUGAGGACAGUAUUUUGGAUACAAACAGUUUCAUUAUCGAAGAAAUCGAAGCUUUUAAGAUUGCAGAAAAAAUAGAUGCAAAUGCUUAG